AUUUAAGUCAAAGGCCGGCUGGCAACCCCAGCAGGCUGUCCUGUGAGCCGCCAGCAUGGAUGACAUCUACAAGGCUGCGGUAGAGCAGCUGACAGAAGAGCAGAAAAAUGAGUUCAAGGCAGCCUUCGACAUCUUCGUGCUGGGCGCUGAGGAUGGCUGCAUCAGCACGAAGGAGCUGGGCAAGGUGAUGAGGAUGCUGGGCCAGAACCCCACCCCUGAGGAGCUGCAGGAGAUGAUCGACGAGGUGGACGAGGACGGCAGCGGCACGGUGGACUUUGAUGAGUUCCUGGUCAUGAUGGUUCGGUGCAUGAAGGACGACAGCAAAGGGAAAUCUGAGGAGGAGCUGUCUGACCUCUUCCGCAUGUUUGACAAAAACGCUGAUGGCUACAUCGACCUGGAUGAGCUGAAGAUAAUGCUGCAGGCUACAGGCGAGACAAUCACGGAGGACGACAUCGAGGAGCUCAUGAAGGAUGGAGACAAGAACAACGACGGCCGCAUCGACUAUGAUGAGUUCCUGGAGUUCAUGAAGGGUGUGGAGUAGAUGCUGACCUUCACCCAGAGCUGCCCAUGCCCAGCCUCCAACUCCAGCUGAGUCCUGGGGUUGGGGAGGGCGUCGGGGUCUCAGGACCUGAGCCUGGCCAUAUCCUCAACCCCAAAUCCCCCGACUCCCUCCCCAGAUCUGUCCUGGGGGAUGAAAAUAAAGCCUGCUCUCCUGA
Nomascus leucogenys (northern white-cheeked gibbon) is the source of this 716-nucleotide messenger RNA. NCBI's taxonomy places the organism in Eukaryota, Metazoa, Chordata, Mammalia, Primates, Hylobatidae. The record is from RefSeq and is a predicted model, not a curated record.